AAAGUAUAAUUAAUACAUCUUAUGUCGUUCAGGUGGUACAUGUAUAUCUCGAUUGCGAAGAGAUAAGCAAACUGUCAGGGAAUCAGACCUUACGUGAUGGUCAGUUCUUAUGUCAGUUAUGAAAGCGUACAGUACAAGACCGGAAUAUUGGCUUUAUCUGUCGGCCUUCUUAACAUGUUAUGACUUCCUGCCUACCGGAAGUUCUCCGUUGUCAACAAAUCGUGCGUUUUCAAGUGUGUGAUGUCAAUAGAAAUACUUGCCUCAUAUGACUUCCAUCGACAAAUCUGUAUUAACUUGAUCGGAAAUUGAUGUUAGUCAUAUUUCUGUAGUUAUUAAGAUACUUGGGAACACCCCUUUUUAAAAUUUUGGUGAUUGUAUAUCCACAAUUUCACUUAGUAACAACAGGCCUCUAGAUUGAUCUACUUAUUCAUUAGAAGGCGCUUUGUCGUUAGUCGUUGUGUUCAAUACACAAUCAGUAUGUCCAAUCAGUAUGAAAAACGCUAUCAAAACGAACGAUCCGAAAAAAAUCUACCUCCGUUAUUUAAAAGACAGCUGUUUAAUGUUGAUUUAUCAAGAAAUUGUGUGUCCAGUUCCAGUGAAAUAGAACAGCCAAGUUUUAGAAUCAUGCAGUGGAAUUUAUUAGCACAAGCUUUAAGUAAAGGAGGUGACAACUUUGUACUUUGCCCACCAGAGGCACUGGUUUGGGAUAUUCGUAAACUUCAUAUUAUGGAAGAGAUUUUAACACCUGACCCUACAAUUGUGUGUCUUCAAGAGGUGGACCAUUUUAAAUAUAUUGAAACAGAACUUGGCAAGGCUGGCUAUAAAGGGACAUUCUUUCCAAAACCAUUCUCACCUUGUCUGGACAUAACUCCGAAUUACGGGCCAGACGGAUGUGCGAUAUUUUGGAAAUCUGAUGCGGUAGAUGUAAUUAAUAUAAAAAGUGUUAUAAUAAAGGAACCGACUGGUUAUGAAACAAAUCAAGUUUGUAUAGUGAUUCACAUGAAAUUAAAACAAAGCAACAAUCGAGAGUUGUUUGUAGCGGCUACACAUUUAAAAGCGAAGAAAGGCUAUGACCAGGUGCGACAUCUACAAAGUAAAUUCAUAGAUAAACUAUUAAAAGAAAUGUGUGGAGACUCUCCUGUGAUACUAUGUGGUGAUUUUAACGCUGAUCCGAGUGAAAAAGCCUACAAAGAACUGAUGUCUAGUGAUCUGGAAUUGAGUAGUGCUUAUACAUUCUUAAGUGAAAAUCUAGAGGAACCUCCCUUUACUACCAACAAGGUCCGUGGAAGUCCAUUGGGUCCAGUCGCUUACUGCCGAACCAUAGAUUUUGUUUUGUUUAGUAAAAACAAACUGGCAGUUUCAUCCAUUUUAAAAUUCCCGACGGAAGAAGAAAUUGGAGAAAAGCGGCUACCGUCAUUUAAUUAUCCAUCUGAUCACUUGUCUCUAGUCUGUGAUUUUCAGUUUAAAAAAUAGAUGAUUUAUUUUUUUUA
Patella vulgata (common limpet) is the source of this 1490-nucleotide messenger RNA. Its product is annotated as nocturnin. Gene Ontology annotation, molecular function: 3'-5'-RNA exonuclease activity. Bases 478 to 1473 code for a protein of 331 amino acids. The record is from RefSeq and is a predicted model, not a curated record. NCBI's taxonomy places the organism in Eukaryota, Metazoa, Mollusca, Gastropoda, Patellidae. The transcript has 2 exons.